CCUGUUUUUUCACAGGUUGUUAUUUAGUUUUUUUCUCCACCAUUGCAGGAAGUCUGACUUAAAAUAGGGCUGCAGACAUUAAGGCUGUAAUUGCCAUGUGGAAACCCUGCAUUCCUGCUGUUUUUCUAGGGUGAGGGUAGAUUUGUGCCUCUCCUUCCACAGCCCUUCAUGUGUGUCUGGACAAGUGGCGGAGAGUGACGUGACUCACACACACAGGGCCAGCACUGAUUCAUGCCGGGAGGCUUUCUCCAGCCAUGCUGAAGCAGAUCCUGUCCGACAUGUAUGUGGACCCAGAGCUCCUGGCUGAGCUCAGCGAAGAGCAAAAGCAGAUAUUGUUCUUCAAGAUGAGGCAGGAGCAGGUCAGAAGGUGGAAAGAAAGAGAAGCAGUAGCUACCAUCCCAAAGCCAGCACUGAACAAAGACCAUAGAAAAUCUGUGCAGUGGAAGCUUGGUGCAGAUGGUGAUAUCUGGGUAUGGAUAAUGGGAGAACACAUACUGGAUAAACCAUAUGACCUUCUGUGUAGUGAGAUUCUUGCUGAAAGAGUGAAACAACAGUCACUUCAUCAAGUAGAGGCAAUAAGAACACCAAUGGAAAAAGCUACAGAGAGUUCAGUAUCAUCUCCUCCACGGUUUCUAUCAGAGCUCCAACCUGGAUUUGAAAUACUGCAAGACAAUAAAGAAUUUGUCCAAAGAGCUGUACCAAAAAGAGUGGAAAACACACCAGCUGUUGGAAAUCGCAGAAAUCUAGAAUGUAGCCAGGCUCCUGUGACUAAACUAAAAGAUGUGGAGCAGAUAUUGGUAGACUAUUGCUCUAAUUCAAGCAAAUCUAAUUUUCAGCAGACUAGAGAAAUGCCAAUGAAGUCGACCAUCACCGAGACCAGAAUGAAAGAAGAAAUAACUUUACACAAUCCUUCUGAAUCAAUUCAAAAACUGGACAAAGAAGAUCGUAACUGGCUAGAAUCUUUACGGAGGUCCAAAGCAGCAGAUGAAAGACGACGCUCCCUUGCCAAAAAUGCACGAGACGACUACAAGAGACUCUCAUUACAGGGCAUCCGCAAGGACAAAGCAGCUAAUGUUUCUCAAACCUUAAAGAAAGAGAUGCAAAGAAAGCCACUCCCUCCACCUCUUCCACCAAAGCCUAAAAACCUUAUAGCUAAAAUAGCUGAUGGGAAACCAGAGAGAAAACAGAGCUUACAAAGAUCUAUCUCCAGUUCUACUCAGGAGAGUAUUGUUCGAUGGUUUAAAGAAGAGCAGAUCAAUCUCCAAGCUGGGUUUGAGAAAUCUAUGGAUCAGAUAGCACCUUGGUUUCACGGUAUUUUAACCACCAAAAAAGCAGAAGAACAUCUGGAGGGUUUGGUACCUGGAAGCUUUCUCAUCCGAGUCAGUGAAAAAGUCAAAGGCUAUGUUCUCUCCUAUUUGUCAACUGAGGGCUGCAAACAUUUUCUGAUAGAUGCUUCUGGAGAUUCAUAUAGUUUCCUUGGUGUUGACCAACUCCAGCAUUCAACAUUAGCUGACCUAGUUGAAUUUCACAAGGAUGAGCCCAUUACAUCAUUGGGGAAGGAACGUCUUCAUUACCCCUGUGGACAACAAGGACAGUUACCAGAUUAUCUUAAUCUUUUUGAGUGAUAUUGUCAAGUGCAAGAAAAUCAGGAAGUACAGGCAGUUCACAUGAAUAUAAAGGUUUAUUGCAAGCUAAUGCUCUCUACAAGAAUCUGAACUACUAACAGACAAAGCAAAUAGGUGGUAGAUAAGAAUGAAAUUCAAAGUGAGUUGGACUUAGAUCUCUUGCGGACAUAAAGGGAUUUGAGAUUGAUGAUGCAACAAUCUCCCUCAGGCUUAGCCUGGUUAUCUCCUACAGAUAUUCAGAAAAUCAUUUACCAUAUGGAGGACGUUUAUGGAAUGGGCAGCUGCUGACAUGGAGCCAAAACCCUUUAAUUAGUACAAUAGUUCCUUAUCCAUAAAAUUAUUAUUCAAACAUGUUUGAUAAACAAAAACUAAAUUAAAUUAAACAAAAAUUGGGAUUAAAAUCCUAAAGAAAGCAGCAAAAAAAUAAAGCUACCAUUACAGGCAAUUGUGCUAAUGAACUUUCUUUGUUCAAACUGAAACCUGACUGCAUGAAUUGCUGUUAAAUGAAGUUAUAAGGAACUAUUCCUAAGCACUGACAUUUGACAUCUCUCAAUACAUUCUUGAAAGGUUUGUAUUUACAUUUAUAAUUAUUUUAUAUCUCUACACUUUACUAUAUUGUAAGCUACUCAAAGUCAUCUCAAGUCAGAAGAUGAGUGGCAUUUAAUAUUAAUAAAUAAAGAAAGAGACGUGGUGG
Thamnophis elegans (Western terrestrial garter snake) is the source of this 2319-nucleotide messenger RNA. It is a transcript of the gene SH2D4A, whose product is annotated as SH2 domain containing 4A. Lineage: Eukaryota; Metazoa; Chordata; Lepidosauria; Squamata; Natricidae. The transcript has 9 exons. Gene Ontology annotation, molecular function: phosphatase binding. The record is from RefSeq and is a predicted model, not a curated record. Gene Ontology annotation, cellular component: cytoplasm. The coding region runs from base 255 to 1625 and encodes 456 amino acids.